AUUUUUCCCCGCUGCUAUUCCCCAGUCUAUUUCCCCACGUUUAUCGAGAUGAGGGAACUCCGGUCUUGUUUGCGACCGUCGUUCCCAUCAGGUCCACCGACACCUCGGGAAAAGUGAAACCUCUGCUGUCUUUUCUGUACCAAAGCGGCUCACACUUCCGAUUCAUCGUCUCUACCUAUAUCUCUGCGCCGACCUGUCAACGCGUGGCAUUUCCGGCAAUGCCUCCCACUUCCAAACCCAACUCCCCCAUCUCAGUCUCCAUCUCCUCCUAUCCACAAGGCAAAGUCGCAACAAUAACGCUUUCCAACCCGAAACGGCUGAACAGUCUCAGCGCCACCUUGUUGACAGCGCUGAAAGUUUCAGUCAACACUCUCGCCCACCUGCGCUGCGUAGUCAUUACAGGCGGCCCACUGGCGAACCGCGACAUUUUCUCUGCGGGCAUCGACAUCUCCGAAGCCAAAGCCUGGCCUGACGCCAAGGCAGCACGAGAGGCCAUCACAAGACUGCAUCUCGCGUGCAAGAGCCUGCGUGAGAUUCAUGUUCCUGUCAUCGCGCGCGUCAACGGUCACGCUUUGGGUGGAGGCCUUGGGAUCGCAGCAUCAGCGGAUCUACGAAUUGCCAGCUCCACCGCCAUGUUCGGCAUGCCCGAAGUCCAGCGCGGCGUUCCGAGUACUAUUGAAGCGGCGUUGCUUCCGCGACAGAUCGGCGCGGCUAGAGGACGCAGACUCUUAUUGCUAGGUGAUCUGAUCACGGCGGAACAGGCUGAGUCGUGGGGUCUGGUUGACAGGGUUGUAGAUCGCAAAGAUCUGGACGGCGCGGUGGAGGAAUGGGUGCAACUGAUCCUACGGAAUGGGGCGGAUGCUCUUCGCGCACAGAAACGAUUGAUGGCCGUGUGGGAGCAGGUACCGUUGCGAGAAGCCAUUGAUGCCGGGAUAUGGGAGUUUGGCAAGGCUUUUGAAGGUCAGGGGAUGGAGGCGGAGGGAAGGAGGAUGAUGAAUGAGUUUGGAACACCCAAUAAGAAGAAGAGUAAAUUGUGAAUAGGCAUGCAGCUUCAACAGAAUGGAUUUCCAUUGGCAUGCAGUAGUAUCGUAGAUGUAGCAGCCCAUCUCAGGCGCAUUUCGCUGCGCAACGCUACAUAUGGGCAGCUUCUGAAUUGAUAUGUCCAACAACGAUGGUAUGGCUGACACCAAAGGAGUAUUCUGCCAAACCUCUUUGUUCACCCUUCAACAACUGUAACCCAGGGAUUCUCUUC
This is a messenger RNA of Exophiala viscosa, 1252 nucleotides long. RefSeq names its product ClpP/crotonase-like domain-containing protein. The transcript has a single exon. Gene Ontology annotation, biological process: fatty acid beta-oxidation. NCBI's taxonomy places the organism in Eukaryota, Fungi, Ascomycota, Eurotiomycetes, Chaetothyriales, Herpotrichiellaceae. The coding region runs from base 219 to 1037 and encodes 272 amino acids. The record is from RefSeq and is a predicted model, not a curated record.